AUGAAGUUGUCCACCAUUUCGUUCUUGUCUCUUACCAUUGUUGUUCCCGCCCUAUCUCAGCCUCUUAAAGAGCGUGAUGUCUUCCAGACGGUUCACCUGACUUUCCACGGGGGGGCCGCGUCGUACGAACUGGCUAUCCCCGCCGAUGGGCAGGUGCAUGCAACCAACAACGAUAUCGCCGUCAACAUUAUUGACGCACCGGACUACAACGCCAUCUCGCAAUGUACUUUCUACACUAACGGUGAGAAAGCACUGGCGAGCGGUAUCACCUCACAGGGGUUGCAGCAGGUCAUCCUUGGGCCGCCUCAGCCUAUCACCGGAGUCAGUUGCUUUGGCAUCUGUGUCGCAACAUACGGAGAAUGCUACAACACUCAAGUACAAUAUGUUGGACCCUGUUGCAACGGCUUCUGUGCUGCAACGCGCUGCAGACCAUGGAUCCAGCCGUACUAG
Molecule: messenger RNA, 450 nt
Organism: Colletotrichum graminicola M1.001
Lineage: Eukaryota; Fungi; Ascomycota; Sordariomycetes; Glomerellales; Glomerellaceae
Exons: 2
Coding region: 1-450 (149 amino acids)
Source: RefSeq, a predicted model, not a curated record